AUGGUUGUUGCAGAGAAUGGCCAGGUGGGAGAAACCACUAAACCGAGCAACACAACAAGUGUCGAAACGCCACGGAGAAAGGGAUUUGUGCGGUGGACCGCUGGACUGGUCGUGAGACUCUGUAUCUGGUACGCGCUGGUCUCACCGUUCUUCCAAUGCCCUUCCAAUCUCGCAGAUCUUACAGAGACAUCUCCUCGUGUCUGUAAGCCUUAUCUGCUCGCUCGUUCACACGUCGAGCCUUAUGUUACGCCCUAUUAUGACAUUUAUGCUGCGCCUUAUGUUGAUCAAGCCCGCCCAUACGUGGAGAUCUUGAACCACCGGGUCUACACGCCGGCCUCAAAAGUUGCCAAAUUAGGGUAUGAAAAGUACGGCGCCCCGGCCUUGCAACAAGCACGAGUCUACGGGGUUCAACAAUGGCAUGUCCAAGUUACACCUCGCCUACAGACAGCUCAAGAUAAGGUUCACCAGGUCUAUCUGGCUGAGGUGGACCCGUAUGUCCAGCAAGGUGUCGAUGUGGUAUCGCCAUAUUAUCAAAAAGCUAACGCCGCUGCGCUCACGGUUUACUGGGGUCACCUGGUGCCUUUUUACACCCAUUCCAAGCCAUACAUUGGAAAGGCAUACUCCACGAGCCAUGGCGUUCUGGUCACCCAUGUGAUGCCCGGCGCGCAAUAUACCUGGUCAUCCGUAGUAUAUUUCGCCAACAGCUCGGUGUGGCCGCAUGUUACCGGCCUUUACUCGGAGCAAGUUGAGCCGCAGCUGGUCAAGAUUGGCCAGCGCCUCGCCAGUUACCGAGAGGGUAAGCGACUCCGGGCUGUUGUCGAGGAGCUGGACAGCUCGACGGUCCAACCUGCUACCACUUCAGUCACGAAGUCCGAAGAGACGCGGGCUACAAGCACUGUGACAUCUACGUCUACCACCGAGGCACCUGCCAAGCCCACAUUGUCUCCCAUUGAGGAAGCACAACAAGCCCGUGAAAAGAUUGACUCUGACCUUGAGCGGUGGCAGAGGAAGUUCUCCCUCGCUGCGGAUAAGGGUGUUGAAGAUCUUGAGGAGCGCAUCGUUGAGAUCGUCUCAGCCCUGGUAGCAAGCAGUGCCAACAGUCAUGGCAAGAGCCUUGCAGUUGCACUCCAAUCGGUCUCCUCCGAGCAAAUCUCCUCAAUUAGGCACCGCAUCAACGAACUCGCGGAGUCAAUGCCAGAGGAAGCUGACGGACUCGUCGAAGAGGCCACUACUAGUCUGCUUGUCCAGGAGAUCCGGAACUCUGCCAUCUCCGUGAGAGAUCGUGCCCACGUGUUACGAGAAUGGUCUUCCUCGUUUGAGGACGAGCUUGUCCGUCGAGUCACUGCGGCGGUGGAGUCCACCCUGGCUGUUCUCGACAGCAUCCGUGACCUAGGAUUGCAAGAAAUCGGUAUGCGUUGGGCCUGGAACGACGGCGUCACGUACAAAGACUGGGCCAAGUACCACGCUCUCAAGGCUCAGCUCGAAGAAUGGCGCAAUGAGAUUCGGGAAGUCGGAGUGAAUCACAGCUCUGUGUCGGAAGCCAGAAUUGUAGCCAAUGAAAUCAUGGACACUGGCAUGCAUGAUGCUGAAGAAGCUGCAAAGGAGCUUGUUCGGUUGAAGGAUGUUGGCAUCUGGAAGAUCGCUGCCCGUGAGGUCAGCGACAAUUUCGAGACAAGAACUGGAGAACCGCCACGACCUCAGCCCCCUGUUGUGGUUGAGGAGACUGACGAGGAGGCUAGCUCUGAAACUGAAUCCUCGGAGACGACCUCGGACUCAGAGUCAGCGGCUGCUUUUGAGCCGACUGAAGAGGCCCUUGAGCCCGACACAGAUGUUGGCGUUGAUGCUGAUGGGUAUGACGACGUAGAUGAUUCAUCCAUGGCGGAUGACAUUGUUGUGGAGGAGCAGCCCUCUGCGAGGCCUGCUUUUGGUGUCGCGGCCGCCGAGCUGAACAAUCACCAAAAACCCAUUAUCGAUGGCGAAGAUGACAAGGACGCCUUCCACAGUCUGGCAAGCAAGGCCGGUGAGACUUACGCCGACGCAAGCAGCGCUGUCAGUGAAGCCAUCUAUGGCGCAUUGGUGACACCUGCAGUUGGUGAGCAGGCAGCCUCUUCAAUUGGUGAUCAGUACGCCCAUGCCUUGGCCGCUGCCUCUGGUGUUUUGUACGGCACUCCUUUGAGUCCUGGUGAGAAGAUCUCGAGUGCUGCUUCUGAAAAGUACAGCGAAGCUGUUGCAGCUGCCUCGUCGGUUAUUCACGGUACCCCAACACCAAUCGUCCAAUCUUUAGUUGGCGAGGCCAGCUCAGCGUUCGCGGACUCCACUGCGCAAGCUAAGGUUCUCUAUGAUAUUGCAAAGUCUCAGGUGCUUGGGCAAAUGGCACAGUCAAGUGCACCCGCCCAUGCCCAACUUCUAGCAUCCAUUGAGUCGGCCUAUUCUGGUUCUCUCCAAUAUGCCACUGAGAAGCUAGAAUCCAAUAUCAAUGCCGUUCGGGCUACCCCAACCCCGUCAUCCGCUGGUCCUCUGGUCCAGAUUUCUUCCAUCGCCUCAUCCCGAUUGAACCAAGGUCUGAGUCUGGCAUCUGAGCAGCUCGCCCAGGUGCGACAGACUGCGACGGCAACCAGCUCAUCUGGUCUAGAGCCCUAUGUUCUAGAUGCACAGCGUCGCUACUAUGAAGCCGUUGGCCUUGCCCACGACCACUUUACUGCCUUUGUCUCAACAGCAUCCGAUGCGGUGUACGGCUCCCCAACCCCAACACCCGCUCCUAGGAGCUUGGAGGGAGUCAUAUUGGAGGCUGGUUCUCAAUACGAGCAUGCUUCCUCCUUAGCUUCUGCCAGCCUUGCCGCGGUCGUCGCAUCAGCGAGUUCAAUCAUCUCCUCUGCGGAUGAUGGGAAAGCCCAAAGCAUCAUCGAUGAUGCUUCAUCUAGAUAUAACGCUGCCAUCUCCGCAGCUUCCGCCUCACUUUCCUUGGCUUCGGUCUCAGCGAGCGCUGCUAUCUACGGUAGCUCGACUGGGCGUGUCGAAUCCUUGUCAAGUCAGGCGUCUGAGAACUGGGAAGCUCUUGUUUCAAAAGCCAGUCAACAGAUCUACGGUGCCCCCACACCUUAUGCGCAGCAAGUCGUCAACAACGGAGCCGCUCAAUUCGAGGCAAUCCAAGGCCUUGUGUCUGAGCUUAUCGUCGGCAAGCAGCCCUCCUUCACGGAAAGUGUACUCAGCAAACUCCAUGCAGCAUAUGAGACCCCUUACCCGGCCGCUGCAGUAUCUUCCGCCUCUAGCUAUAUCAGUGAAGGAUAUGAAGCUGCCACAUCCGCCGCCUCUGCUGUCGCAUCUGAAGUUCCGAGCGUGGACGAGAUCAUGCAGCAAGUCAAUGAUCAGCUCCAUGCUGCUGUCGACGCUGCUAAGGUCGGUAUCUACGGAACACCCAAGGGCUCUUUCGAAAAAGCCACAGACGCUGCUGCCGAUGCUUACUCUACAGCAACUGCCCAGGUCAGCAGUGCUGUGUACGGCAAGGAGGCCGGCUACAUUGAUGUGGCCAGAGAUACCAUUGAGGACAUUCAGUCAAAGGCCAGCGCAGCCAUCUAUGGCGAAGAGCCCAACGCAGUAGAGAGUGCCACGGCCCGUCUCGCUGGGGCCAUUGAAGGCGCCAAAUCUCAAUUGGCUGAUCUCGCCGCCAGUGCUAGCAGUGUUGCGUCCGAAGCAGUCGAGACAGCUUCAUCGCACGUUGAUGACGCCACUAGCAGUGUGAAGAGUGCUGCUUCUUCGUACAGAGAUGAGUUAUGA
Molecule: messenger RNA, 3774 nt
Organism: Penicillium salamii
Lineage: Eukaryota; Fungi; Ascomycota; Eurotiomycetes; Eurotiales; Aspergillaceae
Source: the annotation of a GenBank genome assembly